Entamoeba histolytica HM-1:IMSS is the source of this 1737-nucleotide messenger RNA. RefSeq names its product 1,4-alpha-glucan branching enzyme, putative. Gene Ontology annotation, cellular component: cytoplasm. The record is from RefSeq and is a predicted model, not a curated record. The transcript has 2 exons. Bases 1 to 1725 code for a protein of 574 amino acids. Gene Ontology annotation, molecular function: hydrolase activity, hydrolyzing O-glycosyl compounds; 1,4-alpha-glucan branching enzyme activity; cation binding. Lineage: Eukaryota; Evosea; Mastigamoebida; Endamoebidae. Gene Ontology annotation, biological process: glycogen biosynthetic process.
AUGUCAACAAAAUUACAAAUGAUUGUAGAUGAUCCAUAUCUUGAACCAUUUGCUGCAACAAUUUAUGGAAGACAAAAGAAAACACUUGAUGUUCUUUCAAAAAUAGAACAUAAUGAAGGAUCAUUAGAAGAAUUUGCUAAUUCAUACAAACGAUAUGGAUUAAAUAGAACAGUACAAAAAGAAAAUGGAAAAGAAGUAGAAGGAUGGAGUAUUAGAGAAUGGGCACCUAAUUUUAAAGAAAUGUAUUUAUUUGGAGAUUUUAAUAAUUGGGAUAGAGCCACAGCUAUUAAAUUAACUCGUGAUGAAUUUGGAACACACAAUGGGUUUAUUCCAGAUGAAAAUGGAGAAUCUAAAAUUAAACAUUUAAGUAAAAUAAAAGUAUUUGGUAUCACAUAUUCUGGAGAACGAUUAGAUAGAAUUCCUACAUAUCAUAGAUAUUGUGUUCUUAAUCCUAAGACAUCAUCAAUGGAAGCUGUUGUUUAUAAUCCAGAACAUCCAUAUAUUCCUACAUCACCAAAACCAAAAAUUCCAAGUGCAUUAAAAAUAUAUGAAAGUCAUGUUGGAAUUUGUACACCAGAAAAGAAAAUAGCAAGUUAUGAUGAAUUUAGAGAAAGAAUUGUUCCAUAUUGUAAAAAAGUUGGAUAUAAUGCGAUUCAAUUAAUGGCUAUUAUGGAACAUCCAUAUUAUGCAUCUUUUGGAUAUCAAGUUACAAAUUUCUUUGCAGCAUCAUCACGAUUUGGAACACCUGAUGCAUUAAAACAUUUAAUUGAUGAAUGUCAUAAAGAAGGAAUUAUUGUAUUAUUAGAUAUUGUUCAUUCACAUACAUCUGCAAAUGUAGUUGAUGGAAUUAAUAUGUUUGAUGGAAAUGUAUCAGGAUAUGCAGGAUUAUGUAGAACAUUUGAGGAUGGAGGAAUUGGAUUUGAUUAUAGACUUGCUAUGUCAUGUCCAGAUCUUUGGAUAGAAUAUUUAAAAACAAAGAAAGAUGAAGAUUGGAAUGUAAACCAUAUUGGAUUUGUAUUAAAUAAUAGAAGAUGGAAAGAAAAAGCUAUUGCUUAUGCAGAGUGUCAUGACCAAGCAUUGGUUGGAGAUAAAACUAUUUCAUUUUGGUUAAUGGAUAAAGAAAUGUACACUGGAAUGUCAUGUUUAUGGCAACCAUCAUUAGUUAUUGAUAGAGGAAUUGCUUUACAUAAAAUGAUUCGAUUAGUAACAUGUAUGUUAGGAGGAGAAGGAUAUUUGACAUUUAUGGGAAAUGAAUUUGGACAUCCUGAAUGGCUUGAUUUCCCAAGAGAAGGAAAUGGUGAUUCAUUCCAUUAUUGUAGAAGACAAUAUAAUUUGGUUGAAGACCAUUUGUUAAGAUAUAAAUUUUUAUUGGCUUUUGAGAGAGAAAUGCUUCAUUUAGAAGAUCAAUAUCCAUGGUUAAAUAAACCAAAUGCUUAUAUUUCAAAACAUAAUGAAGGGGAUCAUGUUUUAGCUUUCCAACGAGGUGAAGUUAUUGGAGUUUUUAAUUUCCAUUAUGAAAAGAGUUUUACAGGAUAUGGAAUUGGAGUAAAAGAACCAGGAACAUAUAAAAUCAUAUUAAAUUCUGAUUCAUCAGAAUUUGGAGGAUAUGAUAGAAUUACUUCUCAAGAAUAUGUCUCUCAACCAAUUGAAUGUGAUGGAUUACCAAAUCAAAUUCAAAUUUAUAUUCCUUGCAGAGUUGCUAUUGUUUUAACCAAAAUAAAUUAAUUCAUUCAAGUU